AUGGUCAAGAUCAACUCCGUCGUCUCCCUCCUGGCGCUGGGCUCCGGCGCCCUCGCCUUCGGCCACCAGCCCAACCGCUAUCCUGUCGAGGAAUACGUGACCUGUUCCACCAAGCUCGGUCCUCAGGUCAACCGCCACGUCCAGACGCACUGGAACUACAAGACGAGGACCGUCACCUUCACCGAGAGGUACACGACGACGCCUCACCCGACCGUGACGCCGACCAAGACCAAGACCAAGACCAUCACCAGCGUCGUCCACACCGUCACCACGGAGCCUACCGUUACCGAUGUCGCCACCAUCACAUCCACAAUCAUGUCAUACAGCACCACCACGAACAUCGUCACCGAGAUAGACACCGAAACCGACACAACCACCGUGACCACAACCCCCACAACCACCAUCCCCGCCCCGGCCGACUUCACCCCCAUCGCCCAGGAGCCCGGCUUCGUCCCCCGCAUCAAGGGCCGCUCCGCCGCCGCCGCCGCCAACAGCCUCCUCGAGCGCGGCAACUCCCUCCAGUGCAAGGGCGGCCCCGGCGGCCCCGUCUUCUGGCCUCCCAUGCACCCCCAGUCCGUCACCUGCACAAAGUUCAUCGAGCCCAUCGUCGUCAAGCGCGUCACCUACACCGCUCGGGCUUGCACCCGGACCGCCCGUCCCAAGACCAAGACCGUCACCACGACGCUCAAGCAGACCCAGACGGAGACGGUCUUCCCUGCCGAUGUCACCAGCACGGUGAUGACCUCGACGACCAGCAUCGUUGUUACCGCCACUGAUUCCACCACCACCACAACCACCACCACAACUGCCACCGAAUCCGUCGUCGCCCCCCAGGAAACCUUCCAGGCCGUCUGCGGCCCCGAGAACCUCAUCUAUACCGCCAACGGCGGCAACGGCAUCGCCGGCGUCAGCACCCGCGCGCCCGGCAACUUCAUCCCCGUCAGCGGCACCCAAACCCCCUACGACUGCUGCACCGCCUGCUUCAGCACCGCCGCCUGCAGAGGCUCCUUGUUCUACGCCAGCGGCUCGUGCUACCUGGUCGUCGGCACCGACGGCGUUUGCCAUGCGAACCAGUUUGUCGGUAUAGACGCGUUCCAGACGCUGAACGGGGCUUCUACUGGAACGACGGUCAGCAAUGGGCCUUGCGGCAUGUUGGCCAACGGCGGGAGCGCCAACUACUGA
This is a messenger RNA of Trichoderma citrinoviride, 1182 nucleotides long. RefSeq lists its product as hypothetical. The coding region runs from base 1 to 1182 and encodes 393 amino acids. Lineage: Eukaryota; Fungi; Ascomycota; Sordariomycetes; Hypocreales; Hypocreaceae. The transcript has 3 exons. The record is from RefSeq and is a predicted model, not a curated record.